AUGUCCAUCCGGGCCAACGGGCCAGUAUCGCGUCGUCAACCUCACGAUGGCACAGUUGCACAUGCGACAGACAAGGCCAGGAUUGUACUGUGGGCUGCGGAAUCAACCGGGACCAUGACUGUGGCCGUGCCUGAAAAUGCCCGCAUGGCCAAUCCGCUUUGGGCCUGCGUCAUCGCCGCUCAUUGGAACAGCCGGCACUGGUCCUGUUUGGAUUGGCUUGGAUUGGGCCUCAUCGUGAUCCAUUAA
Aspergillus niger is the source of this 246-nucleotide messenger RNA. RefSeq lists its product as uncharacterized. NCBI's taxonomy places the organism in Eukaryota, Fungi, Ascomycota, Eurotiomycetes, Eurotiales, Aspergillaceae. The coding region runs from base 1 to 246 and encodes 81 amino acids. The record is from RefSeq and is a predicted model, not a curated record. The transcript has 2 exons.